AGACGAAACUCCACCCUGUGCCCGUCCAUCAUCAUGUAUCAGGACGAUCAUAUCGGGUAAGCAAUCACUCUUUUUUUCGCCCAUAAUCAUUCCACUUUUUGACCUAAUGUCGUUGCAUUCCAGUUCAGAGCAUUCAUCUGCUACUACUAAUAUUUCUCAUUUAUGCGGACUUCGGAUCUCGGAGAGACCUCAAAAAACAAGAAAAACUGGUGUUAUUUGCACUAUCGGACCAGCGUGUAGUGAUGUAGAGACACUGAGAAAAAUGAUAAACACUGGAAUGAAUAUUGCCAGAUUGAAUUUCUCACAUGGAACUCACGAGGCACAUGCUGCAACAAUCAAGACAAUCCGUGAAGCUGCUGAAAAUGCUCCAUUCCCGGUCGCAAUUGCUCUUGACACCAAAGGACCUGAAAUUCGUACCGGAAUGUUUGCCAAUAAUAUGAAAGAAGUUCAAUUGGAAAAUGGGAAAAGUGUUCGAGUUUCCACAGAUCCAUCUAUGGAAUUUGCUGCAACAUCUUCUCAUAUUUAUGCUGACUACAGAAAUCUUCCAAAAGUUGUUCAACCUGGUUCAAGAAUCUAUAUUGAUGACGGAUUGAUUUCUUUAAUCGUCGAAAGUUGUGAAGAAACAGCAGUUAUAUGUACAAUUGAAAAUGGAGGAGCUCUUGGAACACGGAAAGGUGUUAAUCUUCCUGGAACUAUUGUUGAUCUUCCUGCAGUCACAUCAAAAGAUAUCGAAGAUUUAUUAUUUGGAGUUGAGCAAGGUGUUGAUAUUAUUUUUGCAUCAUUCAUCAGAAAUGCCGACGGAAUUCAUAAAAUUCGACAAGUUCUUGGAGAAAAAGGAAAGCAUAUUUACAUAAUUGCAAAAAUCGAAUCAGAAGAUGGAGUCACUAAUUGCGAUGAAAUCAUCGAAGCAUCCGAUGGAGUAAUGGUUGCAAGAGGAGAUCUUGGAAUUGAAAUUCCUGCGGAGAAAGUAUUCCUCGCCCAGAAAAUGCUCAUUGCCAAAUGUAAUCUGGCGGGAAAACCUGUGAUAUGUGCAACCCAGAUGCUCGAGAGCAUGAUCACCAAACCUCGUCCGACUAGAGCAGAAUGCAGUGACGUGGCAAACGCUGUCUUGGAUGGAGUUGACUGUGUGAUGUUGAGUGGAGAAACUGCAAAAGGAGAUUAUCCAGUUGAAGCAUUGGCGAUUAUGCAUAAUAUCUGCAAAGAAGCAGAAUCUGCAUUCUUCCAUAUGAAACAUUUUGAAGAGCUUAUUCUUCAUACCAAGAAACCAACUGGAAUGACUCAUACAACUGCAAUUGCAGCUGUUUCUGCAACAAUCACAUGCCGUGCUGUCGCUAUUAUUCUCAUCACAACAACGGGAAAAACCGCCCGUCUAUGUUCCCGAUACCGUCCACCAGUUCCAAUUAUUACUGUUUCUCGUGAUGAACGAAUCUCUCGUCAACUUCAUCUUCACAGAGGAAUCUUUCCUGUUUACUAUCCAAAGGGACGUAUUGAUGAAUGGGAUGUUGAUGUUGAGGAACGUGUGCAAUACGGAGUAAAUCUUGGUAAGACACGUGGAUUCAUUCAUCUUGGAGAUCCACUUAUUGUGAUCACUGGAUGGAAGCAAGGAGCUGGAUUCACAAACACCAUGAGAAUUGUAGUUGCCACCUAACUUAUAUCUUUGAUUUGUUCUGUGUAUUUUUCAAAAAAAAAAGAGUUUAAGUUUCUUGUUUCAUAAAUAUUUCUUCUUU
Messenger RNA from Caenorhabditis elegans, 1727 nucleotides. It is a transcript of the gene pyk-2, whose product is annotated as Pyruvate kinase. Lineage: Eukaryota; Metazoa; Nematoda; Chromadorea; Rhabditida; Rhabditidae. The record is from RefSeq and is marked reviewed. Gene Ontology annotation, molecular function: potassium ion binding; magnesium ion binding; pyruvate kinase activity. The coding region runs from base 107 to 1648 and encodes 513 amino acids. Gene Ontology annotation, biological process: glycolytic process. The transcript is spliced from 6 exons.